AUGUCACUGUAUUUUGUAAAUGGUGUUGUGAGUCAGGGCGUCGUUGACGCGGAGCUCGUUUUUGCGCACCCCAUUCUGCCCAUUGUGGCGUCUGUGUGGAAAGGGCCGGCGCGCCUGCUAGUAACAGAUGCCGAAGGUGAGUUUAUUGCCGAUAGCGGAGCACAAUUGGCAUUGAAAGACGCAGGCAGCAUCACCUCCAUGGCGUGGCAUCCCACUCACUCGGCAUUGGCGAUUGGGUGCUCGUCUGGGAGACUUAUGAUGUGGUCACUUCCCCCGGUAAAGAAAACAGCCAUCUCCAUGAUCCCACUAGAGCCACCGGUAGAUACUGAAAAGGCAUUACCACAGCACGACGAAGGUUCCGUGACGGCGUGCGUGUGGUCUGGUGGCGGGACAUACUUGCUGACCGCAUCGAAAAAGCUGCGUGUGGUAAUGUGGAUGGUGGAAAGCACGACUGUGAACACGGGGGAAAAUGAUAAGGAUGGCGCCACGACAAUGAUGCGAUUUAGACUUUUACCACUGUGGUCUGUGCCAACAGAAGUGGCUAUUUUGCAAGCACUGCACGUCACCUCUUCUAUUGCGCUUUCUCUUCAGCAGUCUGCACAACGGUUGCAACGGUACAACACAGAAGGUACUUCGUCGCCGACGUCCGCUUCUCAUCGUGGCAUAGAUGAUGAGGGCGAUGAGUGCGCGUUUUUUCUUGCUAGCACCGGUGACAAACACAUUUUUGCACUAACAGAAGAUCGGAAGCUUUUCCCACUUUGCUCACUGGACGAACCGCUCAUGGCGGUACUCUACGACUCAGCAGAACGGCAACUUGUUGCGUUGAGCGCAGCGAAUGUGAUUAGUAUAUACCACGUCUCAGAAGAGUUUAAAGUGAAAAUGGUUCUUCGCCGUAAAUUGUCGACUCCAAACGUAAAGACGGAACGAUUUACGCUGACGAUGCGGUGGGCCACACCAGGAGUUCUUGCGUUUGGGUGCGGGGACAAUCGGGUGCGUUUUUUUGACAUUCGUGACGACCGGGUGUAUGUUUUGUCGCAUCCAGCGCUAGCCGCUGCUCACAUCACGCACAUUGCAACUCUUUUGAAGAAGGGUUUAUUAGCCAUGGCAACCGCAGAAGGGCCGCUCGCCGUAUUUCAGCGAAAUGCAGAAGCAUAUUUUAAUGGGAACUCUGCCACCACGGCGGCCGUCAAUUCGGGUGCUGCAAAGAUGGACAACCGCCCCAUGGGUGGCAAUAUAAGUAAAGUGGAAAACGAUCCGGCGGAGCAGUGGGACUUGUUGACUGUUGUUGAUAUGGAGGGAUGCGUGGAUAGUUUGAGCUUUACCACUGCGAGUCACAUAGUUGUCGCUCUUGCAACGGGAAAAAUGCAGGUUCUUCGCGAAACGGUCCGAAAACGUGCGUGGGAUGGCGUUGUGGCCGCAACACAAAUAUCCAUGGAAAUGGUCGUGGUGGAGAGUGUCACUGGCUGCCAGUGCCUGUUGAAGAGUGGCAGUAAGAUUCGCGGCAUGGCUGCCGCCUUUCCCAUUAUUGGACUUUGGAAUGGUCACCAAAUAGACCUUUACACUGUCAGCGAGGCAAAGUCAACGGCUACCUUGACAAAUUUCAUACCAACAACAAGUCCAGCCUUUGCUGUGCAUCCUGAGGGGCUAUUUUAUGUGAAGGAUGCCAACCGCGUCUUGUUUACCAAUUUCCAACUUGUGACAAUUGGCCAAAUUGCCUUUACCGAGACGGAAGGGACGCCGAUUGUCAUUGAUGUGAUGGGUGAUGUUGUCGUGACCAUUUCCUCCACGAAUGCCAUGCGGAUAGCAUGCGUGAGUGGGCGUGAAUUACGUCAACUGGGUCCACCACGUCAACUCACACUUCCAGACGACAGUAUAGUUGUGACCGAUGCGAAGGUGAAUGCGCAA
Messenger RNA from Trypanosoma cruzi, 1905 nucleotides. RefSeq lists its product as uncharacterized. Gene Ontology annotation, molecular function: protein binding. The record is from RefSeq and is a predicted model, not a curated record. Gene Ontology annotation, biological process: intraciliary retrograde transport. Gene Ontology annotation, cellular component: intraciliary transport particle A; ciliary basal body; axoneme. Lineage: Eukaryota; Euglenozoa; Kinetoplastea; Trypanosomatida; Trypanosomatidae. The annotation marks the transcript as partial. The transcript has a single exon.